CGACUCUUUCGAGACCGCCUGUUUGUGUCAUUUCCUGUGUAUCUUGGGCUGCCGGCUGUCCGGAAUUGUUUUCUUCAUCCACAGGAAUGUUUAGUGAUCCUCAAUGGAGGACCGGGAAGCCCAAGAUGAUGAACUGCUGGCUCUAGUGAGUAUUUAUGAUACAGAAGAGUUUCGUAGAGCCGAAUCAGGCCAGGAAGGUGAAAUCCAUCUGUGUCUUGAGCUUCCCAAGGACUUCAAGCUGCUGGUUGAUGGGGAAAAACGCAUGGAGUAUGACGUGUCAUUUUUGCCUCCCCUGGUUUUAAGCUUUGAGCUCCCUGCAGAUUACCCCUCCACAUCAGCACCAGUUUUUACCCUGAGCUCCAAAUGGCUGUCCAGACAACAGCUAACAGCUCUAUGCAAGCGACUAGAUGAGCUUUGGCUGGAGAACCAGGGCAGUGUGGUGCUUUUCACCUGGAUUCAGUUUCUCAAAGAAGAAGCUGUGGACUUUCUGGGCCUGCAGUCUCCUCUGAAGAUCCCCAGCAAUAGCAGAAAACAUCCACAGCUUGACCGCAGCAUGAGUGAGGGAGCUACGAAACAAGCAGAAACCGCCGGGGUGGAGAAGAGGAAACAGCCAGAACUGGACCCUCGUGCCGUUAUGGAGGUGGAAGCUGGCGCUGACCUGCUACGUCUGUUGCUGGACUUUGACGAGGCGCAGCGGCAAAAGGUUUUUGAUGGGAAACCCUUCUGCUGCGGUAUCUGCUUCACUGAAAAGCUGGGCUCCAGCUGCAUGCUCUUUAAAGAAUGUGAGCACGUUUACUGUAAAGCCUGUCUGAAGGAGUACUUUGAGAUUCAGAUUCAUGACGGCAACGUCCAGUGCCUUAGAUGCCCUGAACCGAAAUGUACCUCUGUGGCUACUCCCUCACAGGUAAAGCUGCUGGUUGGGGAGGACGAGUUUGCACGCUAUGACCGCUUGCUGCUGCAGUCCAGUCUGGACCUGAUGGCGGAUGUUGUGUACUGCCCACGGACCACGUGCGGCAUGGCUGUGAUGCUGGAGCCAGAUGCUAGCAUGGGUCUGUGUCCAUCCUGCCGCUACGCCUUCUGCACACUGUGCAAGCGCGCCUACCACGGUCUCUCACACUGCCCCCCUACUGUCGAGGAGCUUCAAAGACUGCAUGACGAUUAUCUGAAUGCCAGUGCGGAGGAGAGAAUCUUCUUGGAGCAGCGCUUCGGGAAGCAUGUGAUCAGGCGUGCCAUAGACGAAUGCAGCAGCAGACAGUGGCUUGAUGAGAACUCCAAAAAUUGCCCACGCUGUGGCAGUCACAUCCAGAAGACGCAAGGCUGCAACAAAAUGACCUGCUCCUUCUGUCAACAGCACUUCUGUUGGGUCUGCCUAGCACCUCUCUCCAAAGUCAACCCCUACAGCCACUUCAACAAUCCCAACAUGCAGUGCUAUAAUAGAUUGUUCCAGGGAAUUGAAAAUGAGGAUGAUAUUUCGAGUGAUGAAGAUGAAUGAAAAGCGGAGGACAACUACCUUUAGGCACUUUAAUAACACGCUAGAUGCUGCUUCCUGUUGUGUACUUCCCUAUGUUCAUUUUACUUUACCCUGCUCAUUCAGAAUUUAAGAAAGACCCAGAAUACUGACCUAGUGCCCUAGUCAUUUUAUUGUUAAUAAUUUAUCUCUGUACGUUUAAUACAGAUCAAAUUAAAUAAUAAAUCGUAGCAAGUCUGCUUCUAGAAUAAUGGUUUUCUCCUGCUGUUCAUGUUAUUUUAAGUCAUUGUACCAAGUAAUGCCAAAGGAAACCAUAAUGUUCUGUUUACAAAGUGAAGACAUCAGUACAAUCAGUGAUUGUAAAGGUUGAAUCCUGAAUGUAAUUGUUAUGGCUGUUGCUGUAGAAGUAUUCUUUAAAAUGUCAUUAUCUUGUUAAACAGUAAAUAUACUAACAGUGACUGAUAAACUUGGCUUUUUUCUCUCCA
Trichomycterus rosablanca is the source of this 1953-nucleotide messenger RNA. It is a transcript of the gene rnf14, whose product is annotated as ring finger protein 14. Gene Ontology annotation, molecular function: ubiquitin conjugating enzyme binding; ubiquitin protein ligase activity; zinc ion binding. Lineage: Eukaryota; Metazoa; Chordata; Actinopteri; Siluriformes; Trichomycteridae. The record is from RefSeq and is a predicted model, not a curated record. Gene Ontology annotation, biological process: protein polyubiquitination; ubiquitin-dependent protein catabolic process; positive regulation of proteasomal ubiquitin-dependent protein catabolic process. Gene Ontology annotation, cellular component: ubiquitin ligase complex; cytoplasm. The transcript has 8 exons. The coding region runs from base 104 to 1492 and encodes 462 amino acids.